AUGGACUACGAGCCUUACGAUAGCAGUGGAACAGACGAUGAUCUCCCUCCAACACACCAAAACAGAAUUCAAAGAGGUGGCCGCAUUGCGGGGAAUGGAAGACCUGCUGUUAGGAAUUCUGUUCCACAUCAUAGGAUAUAUGGUGAAAGUGAUAUGGAAGCCCAAAUUCACCAGCUUGAGCAAGAGGCAUACAGUUCAGUUCUAAGAGCCUUUAAAGCGCAAGCUGAUGCGAUUACUUGGGAGAAAGAAAGUUUAAUAACUGAACUUAGGAAAGAGUUAAGACUGUCUAAUGAAGAACACAGGGAGCUCCUUGGCAGGGUUAAUGCCGAUGACGUAAUACAAAGAAUAAGAGAAUGGAGACAGUCAGGUGGGCUUCAACCAGGCAUGCUUGGUACUAGCCAUGAUCCAGUGCCCAGUCCUUCAGUCUCAGUUUCUCGUAUAAAGCAGAAUAUAGCCCCUUCAUUACCUUCACAAUCCUUUGGUGGGCCAUCUCCUCCUUUCCACUCACAGGCAAUGGCCUCUGCAAACCACCCAUCUUCAUCUGCAAAGCGUGGACCGAAUAUGGGAGCCAAGGGCAGAAAACAUAAAUCUGGUCAGAUGCCCCCAGGUGCAUCUUCGAUAAAAAGGCAGUAUCCUGUGUUGGGUCCAACUGGAAGAGGUCAAUUUGGCAAUCAUAUUUCUUCUGGUGGUCUUACAUAUGAGCCUGCUGAAGCAGCUUCAUAUGAUACAUUAGUUGGAAGGAAAGUGAGGACCAGAUGGCCUGAUGACAAUAACUUCUACGAAGCUGUUAUCACUAACUACAAGCCGGAUGAGGGUCUGCAUGUUCUUGUUUAUGAUAUAGGUACUGCAAACGAAACGUGGGAAUGGGUCAACCUUGCUGAUAUUUCUCCUGAGGAUAUCCAAUGGGUAGGAGAAGACCCAGGAAUUUCCCGGCACGGAGGAUAUGGUGGAACAGGCAAUGGUAUGAAUCGACCUCUGGGACGUGACAGAGCUCCUGGUUCCGGAAGAGGCAGGGGACUCAACAAAGUUCAAUCUAGGAAGGAGUUUCUAUUAUCCCAGAAUGGCAUUGGUAAGAAGGGAUCCGAUGACAUGCUUCAAUUGCUUAACACCGACGUUCUAAUCAGGGAGGUGGAGAGGGUUUUGGAGGCUGGUAAUCCUGACCCAGUGGAUAUAGAGAAGGCAAAGACAGUGCUGAAGGAGCAUGAACAAGCACUAGCUGAUACCCUGGAGAGGCUAGAUGAUCUAUCUGAUGGUGAAAGUGAUGAGGGUGGCCAUUUCUCGCACAGGCAAUCAAUGGAAUGA
Messenger RNA from Fraxinus pennsylvanica, 1302 nucleotides. The record is from the annotation of a GenBank genome assembly. NCBI's taxonomy places the organism in Eukaryota, Viridiplantae, Streptophyta, Magnoliopsida, Lamiales, Oleaceae.